UCAUGAUAUAAAAUUUAAAUAAAUUAAUCAAAUCCAAGCAUUUUGUGUGUUUGAAUGAAUUAAUUGAGUCCAGUCAACUAGUAUAUAAGAAAAAGAAGAAACUUUUAAACUAUUAGAAUCAAGCUUCAGAAAUUAUGCACCAAUGCCUAUUCAAGAAACCAUAAUUUACGCUUUGCAUUAGUGUGUAAUUAAGUGCGUAUAGGUAAGAAAAUGGCGAUACUAAUUCAACGGUGACAUUACCUUGUACAAAUUCGCUUGUCAUUCAUUAUUACAUUUAUUCGUAUUAGUUCGCUUUGUUAUAUUAUCAUCCCCCACUUUGAACUUGACAGUGGUACCUAUUGGAAGUUUCUGUAUUAGUAACGGUCAACCUAUUAGUAAGGUACACUACAUUACAUCGACUUAUGCAUGAGAAUAAUCGAAUCAUACAAAGUUAUAAAAAUUAUUUCGAAUUUGACUAAAACAAACAACAUGACCUUUGCCGGUAAAGUUGCUAUAGCCUCUGGAAUAGUAUUUGUUGUUGUUGUUAUUUUUGGAUUUAUAAUGUUUCCGAAAAUGGUGAAAAGUAAAGUGAAGCAACAAGUAGCACUAAAACCUGGUAGUGAAAUAAGAAAAAUGUACAUGAAGACCCCGUUUGCUUUGGACUUUAAAGUUUAUAUGUUUAAUAUUACUAAUGCCGAAGCCGUACUUAAUGGGGAGAGUCCAGUGUUAGAUGAAAUUGGACCCUAUUGUUACGAUUUGUGGAAAGAGAAAGUCGAUCCUAUAGACAAUGAAGUUAAUGACACUCUAACAUAUAAGGGAAAAAUGACGUGGAUUUUUAAUAAAGCCAAAUCCGCACCAUUAACAGGGGAUGAAAUGGUUACUAUUCCACAUCCGUUAAUUCUGGGCAUAGCUGUUGCUGUUGCUAGGGACAAACCAGCAAUGUUAUCGCUAGUUUCGAAAGCAUUAAAUUCAAUCUUUAAUAAUCCACCAUCGCCCUUCAUUACCGCUACAACGAACGAAAUCCUCUUCGAAGGUUUGACUGUUUACUGCAAUGUGACGGAUUUUGCUGGGAAGGCGGCUUGCGCUCAGAUAAAAUCGGAAGCAAAAAAUGUAAUAUACAUCAGCGACAAGAUAUUUAAAUUGUCCUUUUUUGGAGAUAAAAACGGUACGGUUGAUGAGAGGCCAUUCACGGUUAAGCGGGGAUUAAAAAAUUAUAAGGAUAUUGGAAGGGUUGUUGAGUUUGACAAUAAACCAAAUAUGAAUGUUUGGCCCACAAAGGAGUGUAAUGAGUAUCACGGUACUGAUUCGACAAUUUUUCCACCCCUUCUUCAAAAGGAAGAAGGUAUUGUCGCAUUUUCCCCCGAUAUUUGUAGAUCACUAGCCGCAGUUUUCGAAAAAGAAACGUUUGUUAAAGAAGUCAAAGUGAACAAAUACACUGCAACUUUAGGGGAUAUGUCUGCGGAUGAUAGUUUGAAAUGUUACUGUCCUGAACCUAAUAAGUGCUUAAAGAAAGGAUUAAUGGAAAUAACAAAGUGCGUUGGUGCUCCCUUAUACGCAUCCUUGCCGCAUUUCUAUGCGUCUGAUGAAAGUUACGUUCAUGGCGUUCGUGGAUUACAUCCAAACGAAGAGGAACAUGGAAUUUAUAUGUAUUUUGAACCUAUGACAGGAACACCCCUAGGAGCAAGAAAAAGGCUGCAGUUCAGUAUGCCCUUAGAACCGAUACCGAAAAUUAGUUUUAUGAAAAAUUUGCCCACUACAAUAUUGCCUGUGUUUUGGGUAGAAGAGGGUGCAGAUUUGGGUGACGAAUAUGUUGAUCAGAUUAAAUCUGCAUUCAAGAUGAUUCAAAUUGUUUUUACGGCAAAGUGGAUACUAUUUGUAGUGUCUGCAGUUACAGGUGCAAUUGCUGGUUUAAUGCAUUUCAAAAAUUCGAAAAAUAUCCUUGUCACACCUGUAAAAAAUGACGAGUCGAAAGGCAGGAGUUCUGUAAUAAAUACUAUUGAUUCCCUGAACACUUACGUGAACGGAUCCAAUAACAAAUACUGAUUAUUGAAGUACCUGAUUUAUGAAUUAGUAGAUACUGAUCACACUUUGUUAGAUUUUCUUAAGCAGAAUAGGCAAAAGAGUUAGAGAAAGUAAAACAUCGAAAACUUUUUGUACAAAUUUUGCAGUGUUAUGUGUACUUAUGUACCUGUAGAUGAAACAAAAGAAAUAAUAAUAAUAAAACAAGGGUUUAAUAAUCUA
This is a messenger RNA of Agrilus planipennis (emerald ash borer), 2220 nucleotides long. RefSeq names its product sensory neuron membrane protein 1. The record is from RefSeq and is a predicted model, not a curated record. NCBI's taxonomy places the organism in Eukaryota, Metazoa, Arthropoda, Insecta, Coleoptera, Buprestidae. Gene Ontology annotation, molecular function: scavenger receptor activity. Bases 406 to 2022 code for a protein of 538 amino acids. Gene Ontology annotation, cellular component: cytoplasm; membrane. The transcript is spliced from 8 exons.